AUGGGUGUUCCUCCUCGUGCAGACCGUCCUGAUCGUUUCUACAACUGGGCGUCUAGUCGAUCUCGUUAUGAAUACAAUGAAAACAAUCUCGAUGAAAAUGGUAUGGCCAAACGUGAUAUUGAAUUGGAAAAGGAAUUGUUUGAACAAGAUGCUGGUGAUCAACAAACUCCUUUGGACUUUUCCCGUUAUGAUAACAUUCCUGUUACUAUUGAACGUGCUGGAGAUCUAAAUAUUCAACUUUUCUCGGAUGCUGAUAUUCACCCUACCAUGAAGGAAAAUAUUAGCUUAGCUAAAUAUGUUCAACCUACUCCUGUUCAAGUAAGAUCUCUACCAAUUAUCACUUUAGGAAAGGAUUUGAUGGCUUGUGCCCAAACUGGUUCUGGCAAGACUGCUGCUUUCCUUAUUCCUACGUUAUCAGCUUUAUUCAAUAAACGUGAACUCGCUCAACCUCGUCCUCAACCUUAUGAAGCUCGUACUUUCAAGGCAGAACCUUUAGUUCUUAUUUUGGCUCCUACUCGUGAACUUUGUUCUCAAAUCUUUGAUGACUGUCGUCGUUGGUCUUACAGAAGUCAUCUUCGUCCUUGUGCUGUCUAUGGUGGUGCUGAUAGUCGAACUCAAUUAAAUCAAUUGGAACGUGGUUGUGAUAUUUUAGCUGCUGCUCCCGGUCGUCUUAUGGAUUUCAUUGAACGUCGCAAGGUUAGUUUGGAACGUGUCAAGUAUCUUAUUUUAGAUGAAGCAGAUCGUAUGUUGGAUAUGGGUUUCGAAUCUAUUAUUCGUACCAUUGUUCAAAAGCGAGGUUUAUCUCCUGAUCGUCAAACUCUCAUGUUUAGUGCUACCUUCCCUCGAAGCAUUCGAAAAUUGGCUCGUGAUUUCUUGCGUCCUGACUAUGUGUUCUUGAAGGUUGGUCGUGUGGGUGGUACCUCAAACUCUAUCACCCAAAACAUCCUAUAUGUGCAAGAAGAAGAAAAACGUGAAGCUCUCCGUGGUCUACUCAAUUCCCAACCUCCUAGCCGUACUUUGAUUUUCGUGGAAAGCAAGCGUGGUGCCGAUAGUUUGGAUCAAUUCUUGUAUGAACGAAGUUUCCCCUCUACCUCUAUUCAUGGUGAUCGUACUCAAAUGGAACGUGAAGAUGCAUUGUUGGCCUUCAAGUCUGGUCAAUGUCCUAUUUUGGUUGCUACUGCUGUUGCUGCUCGUGGUAUUGAUAUCAAGAAUGUCAUGCAUGUUAUCAAUUAUGAUUUACCCGAUUCUAUGGAUGAAUACAUUCAUCGUAUUGGUCGUACUGCUCGUACUGGUAAAUCUGGUUUGGCUACCUCUUUCUAUAAUGAACGUAGUGAACAAUUGGCUCCCGAAAUCACGAAAUUAUUGGUGGAAAACAAGCAAAAAAUCCCUGACUUUUUAGAACAAUAUGUUUCUCAAGAUAUUACUUGGGCUGAAGACUUGGAUGAAGAAGAUGUCCCUGUUCCUAGUUAUGCUGGUCAAGAAUGGAUUCCUCAAGAACGUACUGGACCUGGUGCUCCUGGUAGCUUUGCCUAUGCUGCUGGAGAUAACGGCGGUGCUGCAAAUGCUGCUUUCAAUGACAGUGGAUAUGGUAGUGGAGGUAUCGAACAACGCGAUGGCGACUGGAAUUGUGAAAGCUGCAAUCAAAGCAACUUCGCCAGACGAUACGAAUGCUUCAAGUGUGGUGCCAGUCGUCCUGAUAAUGGUGAACGUCGUGGUCCUCCCCCUCGUCGUGAUGGUGACUGGGAUUGUACAUCUUGCAAUGCUGUGAACUAUGCUCGUCGUACAGAUUGUUACAAGUGUCAUGCUGAAAAGGAUGGUGCUUCCGGAGGCAACAACUAUGGCUAUGAUCAACCUUCUUCCAUGGAUACUCCUAGCUGGAAUGCUGAACCUAGUUGGAGCAAUGAAUCUGCUACUCCUGCUACUUCUACUGGUGGAUGGGGUGCUGAAUCCACUGAACCUCAAGCUUCUACUGGUGGAUGGGGUGCUGAAUCUUCUGCUCCUGUUGCUACAGGUGGAUGGGGCGCUGAAUCUUCUGCUCCUGUUGCUUCUACUGAUGGAUGGGGUGCUGAAUCAACCGCUCCUGCUGUUUCUACAGGCGGAUGGGGUGCUGAACCUGCUGCUGCUGAACCUGCUGCAAAGGCUUCUACUGAUGGAUGGGGUGCUGAACCUGCUGCUGCUGCUCCUGCUGCUGCUUCUGCUCCUGCUCCUGCUGCAAAGGCUUCUACUGAUGGAUGGGGUGCUGAACCUGCUUCUGCUCCUGCUGCUCCUGCUGCUGCUGCUCCUGCUGCUCCUGCUGUUGCCGUUGCUGAACCUUCUACAGCUGAUGAUGGUUGGGGUGCUCCUCCUGCUGCCUCUAAUGGAACUUGGGCUGGUGCUGGAUGGUAG
This is a messenger RNA of Halteromyces radiatus, 2385 nucleotides long. RefSeq names its product P-loop containing nucleoside triphosphate hydrolase protein. Gene Ontology annotation, molecular function: RNA binding; ATP binding; RNA helicase activity. Bases 1 to 2385 code for a protein of 794 amino acids. The transcript is spliced from 11 exons. NCBI's taxonomy places the organism in Eukaryota, Fungi, Mucoromycota, Mucoromycetes, Mucorales, Cunninghamellaceae. The record is from RefSeq and is a predicted model, not a curated record. Gene Ontology annotation, cellular component: nucleus.